Molecule: messenger RNA, 6537 nt
Organism: Girardinichthys multiradiatus
Lineage: Eukaryota; Metazoa; Chordata; Actinopteri; Cyprinodontiformes; Goodeidae
Gene: als2b
Product: alsin Rho guanine nucleotide exchange factor ALS2 b
Exons: 35
Coding region: 183-5210 (1675 amino acids)
Molecular function (GO): guanyl-nucleotide exchange factor activity
Source: RefSeq, a predicted model, not a curated record
GACCAUCUCUGCAGCUAGCCGCUCUGUCAACAGGAGAACAACAAGCAGCGGCUUUUCUCUGCUAACAGCUGCACUAAAGGAAGAGUUACCUUCUGGGUUAAACUAACAGCUAGAGAAGCGGCCAGAACAACCAGCUGGGGUGAAACCUGAAGCCGUCCCGAUGGAGAAAUAAAGCCCACUCAAUGAUGGAACCCCAGAGGAAGAGCUCUGGCGAUGACGACGGAGGGGAGCGGGGUCUCCUCCACUGCUGGAGGGGCUAUUCCUACAGCAUGGUCCCAGAGAGGCUGCUCCUCCCGCGCCCGGUGCUUCAGGUCGCCCUUGGAGCGCAGCAUGGAGUUCUGCUGGUGGAAGGAGGACAGGUGUAUAGUUUUGGGGAGUUGCCCUGGAAACAGACUCAGGUGUUACAGACGACAAAGCCAACCCUGGAGAACGCACUCAGCGGGCAGCGGGUGGUCGCUGUUGCAGCCGGGAGCUUCCACAGUGGAGCGGUGACAGAGGAUGGCAGUGUCCACAUGUGGGGGGACAAUGGAGCAGGCCAGUGUGGCCUGUCGGGCCUUAGCUGUGUGCCCAACCCGACACCGGUGGCCCUUCCGGACACUGGCGGCGCCCAGACGGUACCGGUCCUGGAGCUAGCCUGCGGGGAGAAGCACAGCUUGGCGCUGUCAGUGCAGAGGGAGGUGUGGGCGUGGGGCAGUGGGUGCCAGCUGGGCCUGAACGCAACCGUCUUCCCCGUGUGGAAACCUCAGAAGGUGGAGCAGCUGGCUGGCAGGUACGUGCUGCAGGUGGCCUGCGGGGCCUCACACAGCCUGGCUCUGGUGCGCUGCCUGGGUCCUGAGGGUGUCCAGCGGCCGCCUGUGGACAAAUGUAACCAAUGUAACCAGCUGCUUUACACCAUGACAGACAAGGAGGACCACGUCAUCAUCUCCGACAGCCACUACUGCCCAAUGGGAGUGGAGGCGAAAGAGGAAACCGCACCCACCCAAACCUUGAAAACAUCCCCAUCUGAACCCAUCCUGCCCUCCCACAGCAGCUCCACUUCAACCCCAGCAGCUCCCACCUCUGAUCCCACCCUAGAUCCUGUCUCUGGCCCCCAGGACUCACAAAAAGCACGCCUUACUAACGGAGUGCAACCACCCCCUGACUCUGACAACCCAGUUCCUCCUAAAGCUGCUGCUUCCUCAGUUGUUAAAAGCUCCCCUUAUCCUGACGAGCAGGAGGUGAAGGAGUACCUGAGGAAGCUGUCGGAUACAUCCCAGGCGGAAGCCAAGAUGGCUGCAGGAGGUCUGCACGCCCUGCAGCCGUCAUCGUCAGGACGCGGCUCCUCUGCCCUCAACAGCCUGGUGUCCUCCUGCGCCUCAGCGGUGGGCGAGCGCGUCGCCUCCACCUACGAGGCCCUGUCCCUGAAAAGGAUGAUGAACUUCUACCUGCCGUCGCGGCUGGAGGUGCUCGGCGGGGCGGCCGACAACACGGCCGAGAGGGUCCGCAGGGAGGAGUCGGUCCAGGCUAAGAAGAGCUCCAGCACAGGGGACAUCCAUGAGGAGGAGGCGGAGGGUCUGCGGCGCCGCCUCUCGCUGCCGGGACUCCUCUCUCAGGGUAGAUACGCUGUUCACCUCUUAUCCUCCUCGUAUGGCCUGCUGCUGUCGCCGAGGCUGUUGAGGAAAAUGGGACGCUCCAAAACGCGGGCCUUCGCCCUCACCCCGAUGGGAGGGGUCGCCCCCGAGGACCAGGAAGUGUUCCCCACCUUGCAGACGGAAGUGUGGAGCUGGGGACACGGCGAGCACGGGGAGCUUGGACAUGGAGACAACCUGGCAAGACUGCAGCCGCUCUGCAUCAAGAGCCUGAACAAGAAGAAGGUGAUCCGUGUGGCAGCCGGCGCUCAUCAUUCAAUCGCUGUGACGGCUCAGUCUCAGGUGUAUUCAUGGGGCAGUAACCUCUCCGGUCAACUCGGACACAUGGAGACACCCAGCUCCGUUCCACGUCUCGCAAAGCUGUCGGAGGGGAUCCGGGUGUGGGAUGCUAGCGCUGGAGAGAGACACACUCUCCUGCUGGCUGACGGAGACUGCAUCCAGCCCAUCAUUUACUACAGCGGGCAGCAGGUGAAGGAAGGCGAGGAGGGAGGAGUAAUGGAAGAGGAGAAGGAGGAGGAGGAUGAAGAGGAGCGGGCAGGAGGCUACACCCAGCAGGCUGUCCUGCUUCCUUUCUGCAUGAACUUCGGCUAUGUGAGCAGUGUAGUCGCAGGCGGUCGCAGGUGUGUGGCGCUCUCCGACCGGAACAUAAUGGGCUUCAUUGCCAGCCUCCACGAGUUGGCAUCAGCGGAGAGGAAGUUCUACUGCAAGCUCUGCGAAGUUAAGUCACAUGUUAUACGCCCCCUGCUGGAGCUAGAGUCCCUGACUUCAGUGCUUGGGCCGGUGGCCACCGAUUUACUGCAGACGCUGGCAGGCAGAUUCAGCCUGCUUGAUCAUCUGACAGGGCAGCACUCCGUCAGUCUCACCGGCAAUGUGCGACGCGGCCGUGAUGUGAAGAGCCUUCUCAUCCUGGAGCACGCCGGCAUCUUCCUAGACUUGUACAAUGAUUACUGCUCAGCUGUGGGCAGCUUCUAUGUGAUGGGUGGUUUCCAUGCUCUGACAAAACCGUCCUUGGACAUCUUUGGGAAAAGUCCCGAGCUACUGCAGAGGCUGUCGGAGUGCAGUGAGGAAAACCCCGCCACUGCUGACCUCCUGGUGGCGCUCUUCUACCUUCCAACCCAACACCUACAUGAAUAUGGUCGGCUGCUGCUCAAACUUGCCACCUGCUUUGAAGUGAGCUCCAGCGACUACCAGAAGCUGCAGGACAGCUGUUCCAGGUUUGAAGCUUGGACCUUGCAGCUGAAGAGAAAAAGAAAAGAGGCUGAGUACACCUUCCACUUCUGGAAGAGCUUUCCAGGGAAAAUGACGGAUUCCUUGAGGAAGCCUCACCGCCGACUGAUCUACGAGAGCAGCAACAAAUCCCUGACGGUGCAGAAUGCCGGCAGGUUUUCCGUAAAUUGGUUCAUACUCUUCAACGACUCCCUGGUGCACGCACAGGGUGUGGCGCCUUGUAAAAACCUUUUCUCCACCCAUCACAUCUUCGCGCUGGCCACGCUGUGGGUGGAGCCGUCACCAGAGGAUGAUUCUGGGCUACACGGUUUGAAGGUGGUCACGCCUGAGGAGACCUUAACCCUGCUGGCCUCGUCUUCUGCUGAGAAGUCUAAGUGGCUCCGCGCCAUCAACCAGGCCGUGGAUCAAGCUCUGAGCGGGGUAAGGCAGGACACUGGCAGCUCAGGGUCAAAGUCCGAGCCUCCGAUCUCCAGGACUGCUUCGUACACAUUCUAUAAAGACGUACGGCUGAAGGAUGCGACGUAUGAGGGCUAUUGGCUGGCUGGCAAGCCUCACGGCAGAGGUAUUUUAAAAUGGCCUGAUGGCAGGAUUUACACCGGAUCAUUCCAGAACGGGCUGGAGGAUGGCUUUGGGGAGUUUGUUGCCCCCAAUAAGACGCUGAACAAAGAUGAUUUCUAUCAAGGUUAUUGGAAAGAAGGGAAGAUGCAUGGCUUUGGGACGUACCGGUAUGCAAGCGGCGAAGUUUACGACGGCUCCUUCCAGGAUGGCAUGCGACAAGGUCAUGGGAUGGUGCGCAGUGGAAAGCACAACACCUCCUCUCCCAGUGUCUUCAUCGGACAGUGGCAACAAGACAAGAAAACAGGCUACGGAGUCUUUGAUGAUAUCACAAAAGGGGAGAAGUACAUGGGAAUGUGGCAAGACCACCAACGGCAGGGCAUGGGUGUAGUUGUCACCCAGUUUGGUCUGUACUAUGAAGGAGUCUUUAAAGACAACAAGAUGAUGGGUACGGGAAUCCUUGUGUCUGAGGACGACACAACCUACGAGGGGGAGUUCUCCGAUGAAUGGACCCUCAGUGGAAAGGGCAUACUCACCAUGCCAAAUGGUGACUACCUAGAGGGCUCCUUUAGUGGUGAGUGGGGGGCUGGUCUCAAAGUGACAGGCUCCUACUUCAAGCCAAACCUGUUUGACGCUGAAAAGGACAAGAACCGGUCAGUGAAGCUGGGCCGUCUGAGGGUGAGAGCGGAGGAAAAGUGGCAGGCAGUGUUCAAGGAGUGUUGGAGUCAGCUGGGCUGCGAGGCACCAGGUCAGGGGGAACACUGGAAGGCCUGGGAGAAUAUUGCUGUGGCCCUGACCUCCAACAGGCAGCAGAUUCAAGACAGUCCAGAAAUAUUGUCUCGGAGUCACAGUAAAGCUCUAGAGAGUCUGGAGGUCAUCCCCCAGCAUGAAGGGCCUAUCACAAUAGAGAGAUAUCACAGCAUCCGACUAUACCUAAUUAAUGCGUGUGACACCCCCCUCCAUCCACUGGGCCGGCUGGUGGAGACCCUGGUGGCAGUAUAUAGGAUGACCUAUGUUGGUGUCGGAGCAAACCGUCGGCUGCUGCCUCAGGCAGUUGACGAGAUAAAGUCUUACCUCGGCCGCAUCUUCCAGAUUGUGAGGUUUCUCUUCCCUGACUUGCCAGAGGAGGGUGGUCUUAUACCUGAGCCAACAGAAAGUCCUCCAGACAGUAAGCAGGAGGCCUCUACUGACACCCGUGCAGAGUCACCCAAACCAGGCCGUGUGGUGAGCAGCUCGGCUCUGCUGCUGCCCGUCCUGCUGCCUCGCCUCUACCCACCUCUCUUCACCCUCUACGCUCUGGAGAAGGAGAAGGAGGAUGACAUGUACUGGGAGUGUGUCCUGCGCCUCAACAAGCAGCCUGACCUCGCCCUGCUUGCCUUCCUGGGUGUCCAGCAAAAGUUUUGGCCUGUUUCUAUCCCAACCCCACUGCCUGCUCCAGGGGAGAAGCAGCCGGUCAUCUCAAGCACUAAAGAUGCCUGUUUUGCCUCUGCAGUGGAAACUCUGCAGCAGAUCAGUACAACAUUCACCCCUUCAGACAAGCUGCAGGUGAUCCAGCUCACCUUUGAGGAAAUCACACAGAAGGUGCAGUCGCUGCUGAAGCAGGACUUCCUGUGGUCCAUGGAUGAGCUCUUCCCCGUAUUCCUCUAUGUUGUGCUGCGUGCCCGAAUCCGAAACCUGGGUUCAGAGGUCAGCCUCAUUGAAGACUUGAUGGAUCCGUGUGUGCAGCACGGAGAGCACGGAAUCAUGUUCACUACCCUUAAGGCCUGCUACUACCAGAUCCAGCACGAGAAGAUCACAUAAAGCAGAGUCUCCACCUGGAUCUCCUCCUCCAUCCCUGCAGCAGAUGUUCACAGAGUCAGUAUGACUGCUCAGGAAGCAGAGGAUCCCAGCAGCUCCUUCAGCUGCUGGCAUGUAGAAAAGGAUCCCCUCAUCGGUGUUGACCUUUCACCUCUGAUCAAGAAGGGGCACAUCUUAAACGAUGAGCUACUCUUUCUAUCCUGAUCCAGGUGGAGUCAGGAAAUAUUAAGAAGUUUUAUAUCACCAACUGUGUUGGUUGUGUUGAAGGGAAAAAGACGUUGGAGUUGCAAGCAAGGAGAUGGGAUCUAAGCUUCUUUCCUGAUGCCUACAUAGAAGCUGCUAUGGUUUACACUUAGUGUCAUCAACUCUGUAAUGCACCACACUGUAGCGCCCUCUGGUGCAAUCACCAGGAGGUUAGUACAGAAACAGAACCGUCCGCAUGCUGUAAGACAUCUGUCCAGAUCUCGCAGAAACUAUUUCUAAGCAUGAUAUCAAUGAUCUUGCAGCUUGCAGAUGAACCAUUUUAAGGGUAGAAGAUUAAUUUAUGCAAAAACUGAAUCUAAUAAAUGAGGAUGUGGAAAAAAUAUAAAUCUUAACUGCUUUGACAACCUAAAAAAAUGUAGGGUUCUUUCGCUCAUUGAAACCUGGACUGGUACCAUAUUGUGAACAGUUUUGGGGGUUUGUCUGUGUCUUUCUGUUUGUUUUUUCUUGACAAUCUGAGCCUAAAUAUCAUAGAUGAUUGAAUAUUACCGGAACAGAUGCACAGGACUUUAAGCUCCUAACACUGUAAAAAUCGAAACCGUUUUAAUCUUAAUAACCAGUGGGUAUAAAAUAUGAAUUUUGUUAGUUGGUAAUUCCUGAAAGAUGUAUGAAGUAAUGUGUCAUUCAGACAGUGGGGUCAGUGCUGCAGAUGUAGUUUGAAUCUCUGCUUUGUCUGUUAAUACUGACCUUUCUCAUUGUUACUCAUGAUUUACGUCUAUUAAGGACGGCACUUUGGACAAAUAAAAAUCCCCCACGAGGUGAAGCUGUAAAACCUUGCAGAAACCUUUUAGAAGAUCAUAUUUUAAUGUAAUUUAUUUAAGUCAUUCCAACGGUUGUCUGUAUCUACAACGAUUAUUUACUCAAAUUGAAACUGCAUAUGACGACUGGCUGCCAAACUGACUGUACCUCAUGCUUUUGUUUGUAAAAACAAGAAGAUAACUGUAAAGUCAGCGUUUUUUGCUUUGAAAGAAAAUCUGCCCCAUUACAGAUAUAUUCAGUGUAUUUCUUUUUCGUCACUCUUAAAUAAAUUUGAUCAUUUCUGUAGAUUCAAUAAAUCUCUUUAUUAGAA